AUGGCUCGUUUAUCUGGACUUCAGCGAGAUGUUCUAUCCCUGUACCGGAAGUGCCUACGCACUGCCCGAAGCAAGCCGAAUCGCGCGAAUUUCGAACGAUUUGCCAGAAAAGAGUUUGAGAAGCACAUCGACACGAACAGAAAAGAUUUUGCAACCAUCGAGUUCCUGCUGAGGAAAGGCACACGCCAGCUGGAGAUCUACGAGGCGCCCAAUAUCACCAACAUUGCUGGGUGA
Messenger RNA from Cercospora beticola, 234 nucleotides. It is a transcript of the gene SDH6, whose product is annotated as Sdh6p. The record is from RefSeq and is a predicted model, not a curated record. Lineage: Eukaryota; Fungi; Ascomycota; Dothideomycetes; Mycosphaerellales; Mycosphaerellaceae. Gene Ontology annotation, biological process: mitochondrial respiratory chain complex II assembly. Gene Ontology annotation, cellular component: mitochondrion.